This is a messenger RNA of Adineta ricciae, 1527 nucleotides long. Lineage: Eukaryota; Metazoa; Rotifera; Eurotatoria; Adinetida; Adinetidae. The record is from the annotation of a GenBank genome assembly.
AUGCGUUCAAGUAAUGGUAGCGAUCUUAUGAACAUAAGUUUAUUUCGCCGCCGUCAAUAUGAAACAUGCGUUGAAGUGACUACUCGCCUACUUGCGAAGAAUCCAAACGAUCAAGCGGCAUGGCUACUCAAAAUGCGUGCAUUGACUGAACAAUUGUAUGUUGAUGAAACAGAAGUGGCUGAUGAUGGUCUUGCAGAGAUGUUAGACGAAAAUGCAUUUCAUCAAGCGCCGAUGCCUGGUACAUCAAUGCGGCAGCCUACAGCAAAUCCAAAUUCGGGAAUGAAUGGACCCAGUCCAGCGAUGCGACCAAUGACAAUGACUGGAAGGCCGAUAACGGGCAUGCUGCGAUUGAACACUCAAUCGACACAAGGUGGUAAAAGUAUGGAACAUGUUUUAAAGACUGCUCGAACGGCCGCCACAGCACGGCCUGUCACAACCGCCACAGGUCGUUUUGUUCGACUUGGAACAGCAUCGAUGCUGAGUACACCUGAUGGUCCUUUCAUUCAAGUAGGUCGAUUAAAUCUGCCUAAAUAUGCACAAAAUCAAGCGUUAGCUCGAUCACUCUUUGAACAUUUGUUUCAUCAUGCCAACGAUGUUCGAACGGCUCAACAACUAGCCAUUCAUGCGAAUGAAUAUACGCAAAAUAAAGACUGGUGGUGGUUAGUGCAAAUUGGUAAAUGUUACCACCGAUUGGACAUGUUUCGUGAUAGUGAAAAACAUUACAUUCUAUCAUUGGAAGUUCAGCCAAUGGUUGAUACUUAUCUAUACUUAGCCAAAGUGUAUCUUCGUUUGGAUCAACCAUUACUGGCCAUUAGUAAAUUACGAGAAGGAUUAGAAAAGUUCUCGCAUGAACCGUGUCUAGUCCAAGCAAUUGCACGUAUUCAUGAGGGUUUAAACGAUAUGACGCAAAGUAUCGACUACUAUCGGCAAGUUUUGAAAUUAGACAAUACAAAUAUUGAAGCCAUAGCAUGCAUUGCUGCCAAUCAUUUUUACCACGAUCAACCGGAAAUUUCAUUGAAAUUCUAUCGGCGCCUUUUACAAAUGGGUGUGACCACUUCAGCUGUGCUUUGCAAUAUUGCCUUAUGUUGUUUUCAUGCUCAACAAUACGACAUGAUCGUGGCCUGCUUUUUAAAAGCCUUAGCUGUUGCCACAGUUGACGAAGACCGAGCUGAAAUCUGGUACAAUAUCGGUGAAAUGGCCUUAUACACAUCAGAUAUUCAAUUAGCAAUCCAAUGUUUCCGUUUAGCACUUGUUUACAACAAUGAUCACGCCGAAGCGUAUAAUAAUCUAGGUCUAGUAGAAAUCCAACGAGACAAUCAUGAAAUCGGUCGAGCUUAUCUACAAACAGCUCAAAGUCUUGCACCACACAUGUUCGAACCGUACUAUAAUUACGGUAAAUCGAUGUAUCAGCAAGGUGAUUUACAAAGUAGUUUCCGUGCAAUAAAAAGUUCACUGGAUAUUUAUAAGAAGCAUUCCGAUUCGAAGCAUAUUUAUGACGAAUUGAAACAGAUGUUUGCAGAGCUUUGA